GGUGCAGCAGUAGCUACCUCUCGACUGGAUCCACUAACUGCCUCUGAUUUAUCAGUCACCUCUGCCUCGCUCACCCCUCUCUCCAUUCAUCCAUCGCCCCUCAUCGUUGUCUGUAAGUCUGUCAGCCUGUCUGUUUGUCCAUGGACUGGCCGUGACCCUGGAGGGAGGGGGACAGAAACGAAGAAAGAGCGGAGUUGCAGAGAAGACAGAGGAAAAGAAAGCUGGAUUCUUUCAGACAUCAAACUUCUGAGGUGCCCCGGCUCCCUAUCCUUCAUCCCCUCACCCUCCUCCUCCUCCUGCUAUGGGGAAUUAAAGGAGCAGUGGGAGGCUAGGACAAGCUAGUGAGGAGUCAGAAAUAAACAACCAAUGCUCCUUCAUUAUCGUUAAAUAAAAUUUAAAAGAGUUUAGGUGUAUCCUUUAGAUGCACAUUUUAAAGUAGGACAUCAAGGCAGAACCAAGAGUCUGACUGUUGAGCACAUGAACACCCCUCCACCAACCAAACGGAAGUGGAACUGAGUUGAGGACGGAUACGGAGAGAAAGGAGGACAAAAACAGAAGAAACCCUUACUGACAUGUCAACAACAGCCACGAUGGGUGAAAUGGCAAACAGCGCAGUGGAGUUUUAUCCUAAAGGGAGUCGGGCCGCAGGAGGAGGAAGGGCAGAUGGCAGUCUAGCAGGGGGAGACUUUGGCGUCACGGUGCUGGAGCUCAGGGAGCUGAUGGAGCUUAGAGCUGGUGAAGCCCUGACGAAGAUCGAGGACAGCUACGGAGACACAGAGGGACUCUGCCAGAGACUACAGACCAAUACCAUUGACGGUCUCAGCGGGGAGCCAGCGGACAUGGAGCGUCGGCACCAAGCGUACGGCCAAAACUUCAUCCCGCCGAAAAAGGCCAAGACUUUCUUGGAGCUUGUGUGGGAGGCCUUACAGGACGUCACGCUCAUCAUCUUGGAGGCCGCCGCCAUCAUCUCCCUUGGCCUCUCUCUUUACCAGCCACCCGGAAGGGAAAGCGAAUCAUGUGGGGAAGGGUCAGGGGGUGCAGAGGAUGAAGGCGAGGCUGACGCCGGCUGGAUAGAGGGUGCAGCCAUCCUGCUGUCUGUGGUGUGCGUCGUCCUGGUGACGGCGUUCAAUGACUGGUCCAAAGAAAAGCAGUUCCGCGGUCUGCAGAGUCGGAUCGAGCAAGAGCAGAGGUUUACCGUUGUGCGGAAAGGAAAUGUCAUACAGAUCCCGGUGGCUGAAUUGGUGGUGGGGGACAUGGCCCAGGUCAAAUACGGGGACCUACUACCAGCUGAUGGUAUCCUGAUCCAAGGCAACGACCUGAAGAUAGAUGAGAGCUCUCUGACAGGAGAGUCCGACCACGUACGCAAGUCUGUGGAUAAGGACCCCAUGCUGCUCUCAGGUACACAUGUGAUGGAGGGCUCGGGCAAGAUGCUGGUGACUGCUGUAGGUGUCAACUCACAGACGGGCAUUAUCUUCACCCUACUUGGUUCUGGAGAGUUGGAAGAAGAGGUGAAGGAGAAGAAAGGAAAACAACCUGAUGGAGCUGUAGAGAACAAUCAGAACAAAGCCAAGAAGCAUGAUGGGGGUGUUGCCAUGGAGAUGCAACCCCUGAAGAGUGCCGAGGGAGGCGAGGUGGAGGAAAAAGAGAAGAAGAAGACCAGUGUUCCAAAGAAGGAGAAGAGUGUGUUGCAGGGCAAGCUCACGAAACUGGCUGUUCAAAUUGGCAAAGCAGGUUUGGUGAUGUCAGCCAUCACUGUCAUCAUUCUGGUGCUCUACUUUGUCAUCAACACGUUUGUCGUUGAAGGUCGGGUUUGGUUGACAGAGUGUACUCCGGUCUACGUCCAGUACUUUGUCAAGUUCUUCAUCAUUGGAGUCACUGUGCUGGUGGUGGCUGUCCCAGAGGGCUUACCGCUCGCUGUCACCAUUUCUUUGGCUUACUCUGUCAAGAAAAUGAUGAAGGACAAUAACCUUGUACGCCACCUGGAUGCAUGUGAGACCAUGGGCAACGCCACGGCCAUCUGCUCGGACAAGACCGGCACCCUCACCACCAACCGCAUGACUGUGGUGCAGAGUUACCUCGGUGAAGUACACCACCGUGUGGUCCCGGACCCCAGUCAGAUCAACCCCCGCACACUAGACCUAUUAGUCAAUGCUAUCUCCAUCAAUAGCGCCUACACCUCCAAGAUCUUGCCACCGGAUGUGGAGGGGGGUCUGGCCAAGCAGGUGGGCAACAAGACGGAGUGUGGCCUGCUGGGAUUUGUAUUGGACCUUAAGCGGGACUACACCACUGUCAGAGAUCAGAUCCCUGAGGAGAGACUGUACAAGGUUUACACAUUCAACUCAGAGCGUAAAUCCAUGAGCACAGUGAUCAAGCAGCCGGACGGUUCUUUCCGCCUGUACAGCAAAGGAGCUUCUGAAAUUAUGCUAAAGAAGUGCUCCUCCGUCUUAGAUACCAACGGAGAACAGCAUGCCUUCCGACCACGUGACAGGGAUGAAAUGGUCAAACAGGUGAUUGAGCCAAUGGCAUGUGAGGGGUUGAGGACCAUCUGCAUUGCAUACCGUGAGCUGCCGUCCAAUCCAGAGCCAGACUGGGAAAACGAGGCAGAGAUAGUAACAGAGCUGACCUGCAUCACAGUGGUUGGGAUCGAGGACCCUGUGCGGCCCGAGGUGCCCGAGGCCAUCCGCAAGUGUCAGCGUGCGGGCAUUACAGUGCGAAUGGUGACUGGUGAUAACAUUAACACAGCCCGGGCCAUCGCUGCGAAAUGUGGCAUCAUCCACCCUGGGGAUGACUUUAUCUGUAUAGAGGGCAAAGACUUCAACCGACGAAUCAGGAAUGAGAAGGGAGAGAUUGAACAGGAACGUAUUGACAAAAUCUGGCCCAAACUCCGCGUGUUGGCUCGAUCCUCGCCAACAGACAAACACACUCUGGUUAAAGGCAUCAUUGACAGCACCGUCCUAGAACAGAGGCAGGUUGUAGCAGUAACAGGAGAUGGAACUAAUGACGGACCAGCUUUGAAGAAGGCCGAUGUGGGCUUUGCCAUGGGUAUCGCCGGGACAGACGUUGCGAAAGAGGCAUCUGACAUCAUCCUGACGGAUGACAACUUCAGCAGCAUUGUCAAGGCGGUGAUGUGGGGACGAAAUGUCUACGAUAGCAUUUCCAAGUUCCUGCAGUUCCAGCUCACGGUCAAUAUAGUGGCUGUCAUAGUGGCCUUCACUGGGGCCUGCAUCACUCAGGACUCUCCUCUGAAGGCAGUGCAGAUGCUGUGGGUGAAUCUGAUCAUGGACACAUUCGCUUCUCUGGCCCUGGCCACCGAGCCCCCCACCGAGGCCCUGUUGCUACGGAAACCCUACGGACGGAACAAUCCACUCAUCUCACUGACCAUGAUGAAAAACAUCCUGGGCCAUGGAGUGUACCAGCUGAUCAUCAUCUUUACCCUGCUGUUCAUAGGCGAGCGCAUAUUCAACAUCGACAGUGGCCGCAAUGCUCCGCUCCACUCCCCUCCCUCUGAGCAUUACACCAUCAUUUUCAACACCUUCGUCCUCAUGCAGCUGUUCAACGAGAUCAAUGCUCGCAAGAUCCAUGGAGAGAGAAACGUCUUUGAUGGCAUAUUCGCCAACCCCAUCUUCUGUUCCAUUGUUCUGGGGACCUUCGCUGUGCAGAUUGUGAUUGUGCAGUGGGGAGGGAAGCCCUUCAGCUGCGCCCCGCUCAACAUCGAGCAGUGGCUCUGGUGUCUGUUCGUGGGAGUUGGAGAGCUGCUCUGGGGGCAGGUGAUCGCUACAGUGCCGACCGCGCGGCUUCCAUGCCUGAAGGAGGCGGGAAUGGGCCACGAGCCUGGGGAAGAGGAAGGGGAGGAGAUGGCGGAGGAUGAGGAGGAGAUCGAUUGUGCUGAGAGAGAGCUGCGCCGCGGACAGAUCCUCUGGUUCAGAGGCCUCAAUCGCAUCCAGACUCAGAUGCGAGUGGUGAAAGCAUUCCGUAGUUCGCAGUACGAGGGCCGGGAGAAACCGGAAUCCCGCAACUCCAUCCACAACUUCAUGGCCCACCCCGAGUUCCUCAUCAACGACCUCAUCCACAACAUUCCGCUGAUCGACGACACUGACGUGGACGACGAAUCAGAGCUCAGCAGAUACCAGCACCUGCACCCGGCCCUCCGCAAGCCGCCGCCUCCUCCCACUCAGCCCCAGCCCCCAGCCCGAACCCACCCCACUCGCCCCUAUCGCCAGUAUAGCCUCCCGGUGACCCCGUGCAACAGAAACAACAACAACAACAGCAGCAGCAGCAGCAGCAGCAGUUCAGUGGUCACCCAAGGUAACAACAACAGCACCAAUGAAGUUACUCCCCGCAGCCGCAGCCCCUAUCACCACCCCCACCAAUACCACCAUAACCAUCAUGGCAGGGACAGGCCGGUGACACCCUUUGCCCCUCAUCUGGCCCAUCUCUACUGCAUGGAGACCUCCUUAUAACUUAGCUGAACGUGGGUCUGGGGGGAGAAGGGGAACUGAGUCUUGGGUAGGGGGAGGAGAGGAGAGCGAAAGAGAGGGCUGAGGACACACACAAGACAUUUUCAUCUCCCUUACAACAAGCUAACAGGAGGGCCUGAAGGACGAGGAAGGCACAGGAGGGAGUGGACAAUGGCCUGAGACUUCUGCGCGCAACUCCCAGAGAACAUUGCGACUAUCCCUCCCUUUGCCCUUGCUCCACGCCCUCUCAAUCGGACCCCCUGACGCAACAUCUCCCUCUCCGCCUUCAAACCCACUGGCCACCCCAUCUAUCAACCCCCCAAUCCCCCCCGAAGAACCUGCCCACCUCACUCUGCCUGACCUCACACACACUCGUCACACAUACGCACAGGGCCGCUCUCGCUGGGUUGUCCUGAGUGACAGUGGGCACGGUGGGAGGGAGGGGGGACGGACAUCCCAAAACAAAAUGACAUCCCUCAGCGCUUCAGUAGAACAGGGCCAUGUGGCUAUGGGGGCUGCCUCACUCUGUUUCUAUUGGUGUUCAUCAGUGUUGUUCUCAUUGCCCACCUACCCACCCACAUUGCACCAUUGUCACCACUGCCAUCAUUUAUCUGCGGCAACUUUAAAAUCACGACUUAAGUAAAAGGCUUUAAAGCCUGAACUAGACUUCAGUCAUGUCCAUCUUCUGAUUCCUCAGCAUAAUGGGUGCUCAUUCAUUUCUUUCUUUUUCAUUGGUAUUUAUUUAUUCUCGCCCUCUUCUUCUUUUCUUUCACUCUCUUUCAGUGUGUAUGUAUUGUCUUGUCUCUUCUGGGGGAAAAUAUGAACAAAAACAGAAAUGGCAAACAAAGAUCCUGUUCUUUUAAACCUAAUGUAAAUAGAAAAGGAAGGGGAUACGUAUACUUACAUAUGUAUAUGUAUGUAUAUAUAAUCAGAAUGUGUGUGGGAAGCGACAACACAGAACUCUUCAUUUUCACCACUUUUCAGCCCAACCUGUCCGAUCCUUGAACACCGCCCCAUGAGUCCACAUGACCUGUUAUCUGUAACACUGUCCAUCCUGCUCUGAGAUGACACAGUGUGCGACUUCACAUUGAUUUCGAUGUGUAUAUGUAUACAUACAGUAGCCCCAUACAGCACUAAGUUUAUUCACAGCCUCUUGCCAUGUUGAUAAAAUGAUGUGUGAGUAUGGGUAACAUCACUGGAAAAUCCUCUGGGGCCAGCCCACAGGUGAUGUCCUCUUCUCUCUUGCUGUUCCUCAGUCCGUGUUUUUCGUUUGCAACGCUCACUUGGUCUCGUCUGGUCUUUCGUCAGUGGGUGUGGGCAUGUUUCAGCUUUUCUUGGACGAAAAAGCUGAAUGCUUGUGAAGCAUUAACCCUUUAAAUGCCAUCACACACACACAAUGCACAGGCGAUGGCCCUUUAAGACUAUCAUGCACUCACUUGGAACUUGCUUCUGCUUAUGUGCCAUUGGGUCGUCUCCAUCAUGCACCACUGCCCUCUCCAUGAGUGUUGUGGACAAAGAGAUUGUUUCAUUUGUUCUAUCUGUCAUUUUCACAGACCAGGGGGAAACAAAUCACUGUUUGAUGCUGAAAGCGACCAUUCAUCAAGCCCAUGUCUAACAUCUGUGUUCAGUUUUGGCUUUAGGCCCAAAGCCCACUCAGCUCUAUCAGGUACGACCAAUGAGAGCUUAUGUGUCAUGUCGGCGCAUCCUGAACUGUGCAUUCCCCAUCAUCAUGAUGUGCGAUAAACUGAUUGGGAUACAUAAGAAGGAACAGCCCAACAUUUUGGAAAAUAUGCUUUCUUUCUCUUUAGCUAAGAGUUAGAUGAAAAGAUAGACUCUUGUGUCCGUAAAGAAUGAGCUAAGUGUAGCUGAGCAUACAGGGGAAACAGCUAGUUUGGCUCUCUUAAAAGUAAGCAGAACCUCUAGAACUCUCAAAUUAACAUAAAUGUAUUAUAUAUUUAUUUAUUUCAUCUGUACAACAAAAUAACGUAGCUGAGAAAAUCCUGAAUGCAUCCACUUCAGUUUUAAAAUCAAAUAUUUCCUUGUUGAACGAAAGUCAAAAAAACUUAAUUUUGGCUUUGAUGAGGUAUUAAAAUCAACAAAUCAAAGUGCGACUGUCGUGACAGUGCAGUAGCGUCAGUCAGAACAUUCAGACUUGCAGGAAACUGUCACCACUGCCAAAUACUGACUGAUUCGAAAAAAUUGAAUAAUAUAUAUUUUUUAUUGAGGUGAUGAUGGAUGCGUUGGGAUAUGAUUUUUGGGGCUUUUUGGGUAAAUAAGAAAUAAUUUAAAUGAUUGUGUUACUUUGGGAUGGAGCCACGCCUCAUGUCUCCAGUCUCACAAUAGAAACACACACGAGAGAGUGUUUUCAUCCAACUGUUGGUAAGAUGUUUGUAAGCCUAUUUCCCACAUUGUGUCGAAGCUGUCCUGCGUGAAAGGUCAUAACACCCUGCAUGAGCCCCCCCCCCUCCCACAAAACAGAAAAAAAAACAAAGAAAA
Messenger RNA from Pleuronectes platessa (European plaice), 6953 nucleotides. It is a transcript of the gene atp2b3b, whose product is annotated as ATPase plasma membrane Ca2+ transporting 3b. Gene Ontology annotation, molecular function: P-type calcium transporter activity; ATP binding; PDZ domain binding. The coding region runs from base 573 to 4460 and encodes 1295 amino acids. The transcript has 24 exons. Gene Ontology annotation, biological process: regulation of cytosolic calcium ion concentration; calcium ion transmembrane transport. The record is from RefSeq and is a predicted model, not a curated record. NCBI's taxonomy places the organism in Eukaryota, Metazoa, Chordata, Actinopteri, Pleuronectiformes, Pleuronectidae. Gene Ontology annotation, cellular component: membrane; intracellular membrane-bounded organelle.